GCAGAGGGCGGUCUUUGAUGGAGCGCGCCGGGCGCCGCGCGCUCCGGUCGUCCCUCCCCUCGCGGAGCCGGCUGGGGCUGUUUGACGUGGCAGCCAUCCCGGACGUGACACAAAGCGGCUCAUCGGCACCAUCAUCCCCGAGUCCCGGCCGCGGUUCUGCAUCCUCGUGUCCGUCCUGCUGGACCCGAAGAGACGCCGGUGUUCGUGGCGCGCGAUCGGAGUCGCACGGCGGACGUUCACGCGGACCCGGGAGCGACCAUGUGGCUCCUGCUGCUGCUGUGCGGAGUCUUGCACUCGGUCUCGGGCUACGAGCUUGACCCCAAGAAGCUGGAGGCUCUGGCCAAAGCCAAGGUGGAGAGCUGCGGGGGGUGACAGCUCAACCGGCUGAGGGAGGUCAAGGCCUUUGUGACCCAAGACAUCCCUCUGUACCACAACCUGGUGAUGAAGCACAUUCCAGGGGCUGACCCCGAACUCGUCCUCCUCAGUCACUACUACGAAGAGCUGGAUCGCAUCCCCCUGUCAGACAUGAGUCGCGCUGAGAUCAACGAGCUGCUGAAGUCGCUUGGUUUCUACAAGAAGGCCAACCAGGACGACCCAGUUCCUGAGGAGUUCCAGUUCUCGCCAGCUAAAGACAGCCCCUGGGAAGAAAAGCGGGAGCCCCAGACCCAGUCUUCUCCCAGUCCAACUCCAGAGACACCACCCACUUCUGACACACUGGAGUCGGAGCACACAGACCUCUAACUCAGAGCCAUAAUGAGAGGUCUGCAAGCCAGCAACCCUCCUGUUUUAUUUCGUGUUCAAAUUUAAUUAAUUAUCUGAAAAAUGGUCUCUCUGCAUUUGUUGCUCUUGUGCUUCUGCUGCCCUCUACCUGCCAAGUAACCAAAUGACGCCCUGAGCUGCAAAUCAACUGAUUGGCCAGGGACCGAUAAUGCAUGUUUUGGUAGGUGGGGCCAGAUUCACCUGAGUGAUACACGCAGAGAAAGUCUCUCAAAUAAAAUCACCUACCUACCACAGAUUUUUUGUAUGCGUCUUGCACAAGCAUUUCACACAUUGGCUUAAAUAUUUCAGACCGUACUCAGAGUUGUUGUUAGUCCAAUAAGGCUGAGGGAUUACAAAAAAAUUUAACUGCACUGAAGAACCAUGUAACCAAGAUCCAAGCAUCAGCUUUUUUUCUUAAAAUAACUUUAAUUGUUAAGUCACAUAAAUGUGGUGACUGUCUUUAUAUUGUAGAAAUGUGUUGAAGCUGGUAUGUACAGGUCACACUAGUUGACAGAAGCCCUUUGGCUGCCACAUCCUCAGGUACAGACCGACUGACUGCACCCCUAUCUGGAAAUGAUUCACAGCUGUGAAGAGGCCCAGGGAAUUCUUCCUGAGCUGUCCUCUUAGGCCAUAAUUGGCAACACUCCUCUGUUAUUAUUUCACUUUAAAUGCCACAUACAAAAAAGACUGAUAGAGGUGCCAAGGAAAAUCAGAGCAGAAAACAUGGAAUAUGCCUUUCUUUACCCCUCUACAGCCUUAUCCACAAGGUGGGUCCUUUGUUUGCUGCGCAACAGCAGCAUCCAAUCCAAAACGGAAAGUAUUU
Molecule: messenger RNA, 1582 nt
Organism: Scleropages formosus (Asian bonytongue)
Lineage: Eukaryota; Metazoa; Chordata; Actinopteri; Osteoglossiformes; Osteoglossidae
Gene: selenom
Product: selenoprotein M
Exons: 6
Cellular component (GO): endoplasmic reticulum lumen
Molecular function (GO): oxidoreductase activity
Source: RefSeq, a predicted model, not a curated record